GGUUUUGCUCCCUCUUCCUGCCACCCAUUUGUUGAUCACAUCUGAGGUUUGUUUCUUUCAAGCUUGUGUUUUGUGUGUGAAGAGGUUGCUGCAGCCUCCUAUCUAAGCCUACCUGAUCCAGAUCCUCGUUGUUUUUCUUAAGCUGCCAUGGGUUCCGAGCGCGAGGACAAUGUGUACCGCGCCAAGCUCGCGGAGCAGGCUGAGCGCUACGACGAAAUGGUGGAGGCUAUCGAAGAUGUCGCUAAGAUGACCGACGGAGCUGAGCUGUCCGUCGAAGAACGUAACCUUCUCUCUGUCGCUUUUAAGAACGUCGUCGGUGCUCGUCGUGCGGCAUGGCGCAUCGUGUCGUCCAUCGAGCAGAAGGAGGAGAGCCGAGGACAUGAAGAUCGCGUAACCGUCAUCAAGGAGUACCGCGCCAAGAUCGAGAAGGAGCUCGACGAGGUUUGCGGACGUAUUCUGUCGCUGCUGGACACCACUCUCAUCCCUGCUGCCGCCUCUGCGGAGUCGAAGGUUUUCUACCUGAAAAUGAAAGGCGACUACCACCGUUACCUGGCUGAGUUCAAGACUGGCGCUGAUAGAAAGGAUGCUGCUGAGAGCACACUGGCCGCCUACAAGUCGGCUCAGGAAAUCGCCAAUGCUGACCUCGCUUCCACUCACCCGAUCCGUCUUGGCCUUGCUCUCAACUUCUCCGUGUUCUACUACGAGAUUUUGAACUCUCCCGAGCGCGCCUGCACCCUUGCCAAGCAGGCGUUCGACGAGGCUAUUGCUGAACUGGACACAUUGGGAGAGGACUCGUACAAGGAUAGCACGCUGAUCAUGCAGCUGCUGCGGGACAACCUCACACUUUGGACUUCUGACAUGCAGGACGAGGCUACGGAAGAGAAGGCAGAUGCUUGAUUAGUGUUGUGACUCAAGGCUUUAGGCUCAUCCUCUCCUUCCUGCAUUUGCAGCCCUGUUAUUCAGUAGAGGUCACCAUGCUGGGGGAAUCGAUUAUCUUGACCGGAUUGUGGUGUGGUUAUUCUCCCAUCUUGCACUCUCUGAUAUCUUAGAUCUUGGCAAGGAGAUCACAUACUAGUUGAUAUUGCGAGUUUUCUCAAUUUAGGCACAGGGAUAUGCCUUCCCUUUUUUACACAAUGGUCUUCUCUGGACAACUUGGAUGCAGUUAGAGCGUG
Messenger RNA from Closterium sp. NIES-67, 1172 nucleotides. NCBI's taxonomy places the organism in Eukaryota, Viridiplantae, Streptophyta, Zygnematophyceae, Desmidiales, Closteriaceae. The record is from the annotation of a GenBank genome assembly.